Cetraspora pellucida is the source of this 150-nucleotide messenger RNA. The record is from the annotation of a GenBank genome assembly. Lineage: Eukaryota; Fungi; Glomeromycota; Glomeromycetes; Diversisporales; Gigasporaceae.
AUGUUUGGAUCGGAAUAUGGGUCAUAUGGAGCUGUGUCUGAUGAUGCCAUUUAUGUAAAGACUUGUGAUGGGGGAGACACCCCUCUCGAUGGUGGUCUCGAUGGCGGUCUCGAGGGUGGUCUCGAUGGUGGUCUCGAUGGCGGUUGUUAG